Molecule: messenger RNA, 1605 nt
Organism: Didymodactylos carnosus
Lineage: Eukaryota; Metazoa; Rotifera; Eurotatoria; Philodinida; Philodinidae
Source: the annotation of a GenBank genome assembly
AUGUUGUUCGAACAAUUACCAAACGAAAUUCUCUAUUACAUAUUUUCUCACUUGACACCAUAUCAUCUAUUUUUAACAUUUAAUAAUUUAAACACUCAGAUGAAUAAUAUUAUUCACAGACAUCAUUUGCAUGUUCAGUUAGAAAAGUAUGUGGAUAAUGACGUUCUUAAAUAUUAUUUUGAUAAAAUUAUAUCAACUGUACCUCAUAGUAUUUGUUCAUUGACAUUAUCUACCGACGAUCAGUUACAACAGUUUAAUAAGAGAUUUAACAUUGAAUAUUUCACAAAACUUCAGUAUAUAUCAUUAAAAUGUGACAAAAUGUGUGAAUUUACUCAAAUUGUAUCAAAAUUACGUCAUGUAACAAAUUUAAAAAUUGAAUUUCGGCGCGACAGGGUUUCCAAUGAUAUUCGAAACCAAAAUAUGCAACAAUUAUUUCAUCUUGUAUGGUCCUUACCUGUAUUAAAGUCAUGCUCAUUACUUGAUGGUUAUUUUAGCUCAGGAGACAAAGAUAUGAUCCAUGUACCAUCAAAUAUGGAAAUAUUAUCAAUUAAUAAAACUCCCCCCCCCACACCCUCACAACUUGAAUAUUUUUCAUUCCUAUCUGAUAAUGUACAUGAAAAUAAUGAUUGGCUAAUUGAUGCUCAACAGUGGAAAUUAAUAUUUGAGCAAAUGACCCAAUUGAAACAUAUUGAACUCGAUAUUCAACUAGCACGUGGUUAUAAAUCAAUUGAUCAUUUUAAAACACUAUUAACGUCAUUUCAAACGGAAUAUUAUCGUCAGAAAAACUGGAAUAUUAUUUUCGAUUAUUUUAUUCAUCCGUCUGAUUCUAAACUGGCCCAUGUGUAUACAAUACCCCAUUCGAAUAUCGAGUUGCGUACAAAUUUAUACAAUGUUCUAACGGUGGCUACAUUUCCAACAAAUUUAACUUGUGAAAAAAUUAAUUAUUUAAUAAUAGAUAUUCAGCUUCCAACGUACUCAGCCAAACAACAGCAACGUCGAUUUCCAUCUGUUAAGAAAUUAUGUCUGUGUGCUGAUGAGUUCGAUGAUGAGCUCAACGAUGAGUUCGAUGCAACAACAUUCGUCAGCGAUCUUCAACAAUUUAUUACGUUAGAAAAUGUUCAAGAAUUAGAACAUGAAUUUAAACAAUGGGUACUUUUAGAGCAAAUAUUAAUUUGUUCACCAAAUAUCCAUCGUUUAUCUUUAAGUGUAUGCCUUAAUGAUUUAGAAGAAAUUUAUUGUAACGAAACAUUAUCUACUUUAUUGAGAUCUGCUAUUAAUGAGUUAGAGUUUUACAGACAUAUGUUUUCUCCUGAUAUAUCACCAUGGUCAAGCGAUUAUGUUGAACACUUUAUUGGAAUAUUUUCCAACGUUACAAAAUUUUCAGGCAGUUUGUAUAAUAUGAACGAUUUUUAUCGAUUAUUGCCUAUUAUAUUGGUUCAAAUGAAAAAAAUUCGUCAUAUAUCAUUCCAUCUGCGUGAUUCUGUUACUUAUGAUAGAGAACGAAUGUCGGAUUUACUCAAUUUAUUAAAGCCAGUGAAACAAUUUAAAUUCGAUGUUUAUUAUCUUCACAUUUGGUUGGAAGAAACAGAUAUCCAUCUAAGAUAA